Messenger RNA from Folsomia candida, 2135 nucleotides. RefSeq names its product EF-hand domain-containing family member B-like. The record is from RefSeq and is a predicted model, not a curated record. The transcript is spliced from 9 exons. The coding region runs from base 237 to 1946 and encodes 569 amino acids. NCBI's taxonomy places the organism in Eukaryota, Metazoa, Arthropoda, Collembola, Entomobryomorpha, Isotomidae.
CCUCUUUGUGCGAGCCAGUAGCUUGCACGGCUGGAGCGCAUGACCCAACGGCCCCCGGUGCGUGCUACGAUGCUCAGACUUUGCAUCAGCGACAGUGCGAGUGUGAUAAGUGCAUCCAAGAGCGUUUGGACGCCAUCGAGGGUGGGCAGACCUGUUAUCAGCACGUCGAUGGGAACCAGUGGCACGAUCUGAGCAAGAAGCAUCCCGACCCAGAGAUCCAGGCCUUGCGAGAAAAGAUGCGGAGUUCGGAAAGGAUGAAGGACAACUUGCGGUGGUGUCCAACUGACGAGUCUCUCUCCUGCGUUGUCCGCCGCUUCCGCCAAUAUCCUUUGGGGAUCACCGGCCAGGCGACACUUCACUACGGGGCCGCCCAGGACUUGGACUACCCACGUCAACUCAUCCACGGGAUCCUCAGCGAUGAAGUCACACCGGGGACAAAGUUGAUAAACCCUCCGCCGCUCAAGUGGGUGGAUCAACUGGAGCUGAACAUCAAGGAGAGCGUGUACGAGUCCAAUAAGGUUCGACCAGUGGGAAGGUCUCAUGAUCAAACGCUGAACCUGCCUCCUCACAUUGACCUCGAGCUGACGGGAUUUGGGAAGCCCAGUGACAAGAGUGUGAACGCCGGGUUGCUGGUGAAUCCUCCCAAGAGCAGAUACGAGAUUGAGCAAGAGUCCAAGUGUAGUCGAGCCCUGUACAAGUUUACGCAUGGAGAUUAUGACCCUGGGGAACAAAUCUGUCGAAACUACGGAGGGGAUUUCCGUCGAACCAACACGUUUGGCACGCCCACUCCGAACGACGUUGCGGGUCGCGUGGCCAAGAAAGUUAUUGGCUCCUGGCGGUCUUGUAAAGCCGACUACCCCUUCGUGAGCAAGGUGUAUGCGGAUCACUUGGACUUUCGCUACCCCAAAUUGGGAAUGUCACAGGAGCAGCACUGCAUUCGACAACAGAUGGGCGAUGGGUUUGUCUACGGAAAGAAGAGUGACCAGGAAAAAGAGCGACCAAUCAGGGAAAUAAUUUUCAACCGAUGUCCAAACCCUGGGGCAGAGAAAGCAGCCAAAAUCAUGCAAAACUUAAAAAAUUGGUUGGACAAGGCACGCAAAAGUUUUAGAGCCGAUGAGGGUCCAGACUUUGAAAUGUUUUACGAGCAAAUCAUAGAAUGCGAUCCAGGAUGCAAGGGUGUGGUGGACUGGGACCCCUUCAUCGCCGCUAUGGAGAAGCACCGUGUUCCCCGGACGAUGGGGGAGAGGGACUUCAUGGAAGCGUUGGCCAUGGUCGGCGUAUUUGGGGGGGCCCCUUGCGACCAGGUGAACUACUACGCUCUGAUGGACCUCCUCAAAGGGUACACCGACCCGCUCUUCCACUGCAAAACCACAACGCUCUACCCCUUCUACUGCCCACACACCAAUGGAUGUGGAGACCACUUUCGCACCAUGUACGCCACCAUGACCUCCAACAUGUGUGAGCCGCAAGACUGCGUCACGGCCAUGAAGGAGGCGCGAGUUAACGGGAUGCCCAGCGUGCGAGUGGACCGCGUCCCGAGGAAGAUACGCAGCACGAAGGACUUCACCAACUAUGGGGAUGAUGGGGACGCCUACAGCCUCAUCUGGCCCAGCGUGUACACUGUAAAUGGGAUCACCUGCAGGGACGCGUUUAGGGAGUUCACAAAGGAAGAGAUGACGAGACUCCUGUGUUUGGCAAAAGUUGAUAUUUCACAUUGUGAGUUGGACCGUGCGUGGGAAGCAGCGCAAGCCUUGGACCCUGAGGAAGGAAAAUGUCGAGUUUCCUACCAAACAUUUCGAGAAGCUUUGUGCCAAGUUCGAGAGGAGAACGCCAAGAUUCAGAACGUGCACAUUGCCUACCCCACGGAACCAUGUCUUCCCGAGGGGGCAACGGCUAACCCACGUGGCAAGAGGAGGAGGAAUCCUUGCUGUGGUGUUGACCCUUAAGGACCACACAAUCACACAUCUUAUAUGUAUACUCUUCUUCAUGAAGUCUUAUUUUCAAAGUCGUAAUUUAAUAUAGAUAAUAUAUGUUGUAAAAUAUCGUGCAAUGUACACACACACUGAGAAGAGAGAGAAUGUCCACUGGCAAUUUUAUUUGAUUUACCGAAUAAAUAUUUGGCAGUAUUUAUAAAA